Messenger RNA from Polyodon spathula (Mississippi paddlefish), 1425 nucleotides. Its product is annotated as interleukin-1 receptor-associated kinase-like 2. Gene Ontology annotation, molecular function: protein kinase activity; protein binding. Gene Ontology annotation, cellular component: plasma membrane; cytoplasm; nucleus. Bases 390 to 1064 code for a protein of 224 amino acids. Gene Ontology annotation, biological process: interleukin-1-mediated signaling pathway; intracellular signal transduction. Lineage: Eukaryota; Metazoa; Chordata; Actinopteri; Acipenseriformes; Polyodontidae. The record is from RefSeq and is a predicted model, not a curated record. The transcript is spliced from 5 exons.
AUUAACCAUUAUAAUGUGUCAAUAUUAUCUCUACCUUCAUAAACAUGUUAUAAAUUCAGAGAUAAAACUAUAAUAAACUUUUCAUCGCAGCUUAGCAGAUAUGGUGAAACACUAACGCCCUUCUUGUCGCAUACAAUAACACACAUACUAUAUCUAUGGUCACAGUGUAUCUUUUAUUUAACCAUAGAGCGAGCUAGUGCUAAGAAAACUGACUUUCCCUUGCGGGUUUUUCUUCAAUCAAAGUACAAAUGUCAGAAAAAAAGGAAGUUGGGUUUGAAGUUUCAAUUUUUGCACGGAACAGAGAAUAACAACACUAGCCUGUAACACUGUGCGUGUGUUAUAACCAGGAGAGAGACGCGUCAUUUAGUUCAUUUAAAAAAUAAGUUUAAAUGGCAAAUUUCAAAAAUAAAGAAAUGUUCCCUAUUAGUGAACUCUCUAACCAUGUAAUUGAAGAGUUUUGCAAAGUAAUGGACUGCCUGGAAGACAGAGACUGGAGGGAGUUUGCAUCCUGCAUCGUGUGUGACCAGACAGAGCUAUGCAACAUCCAGCCUGUGGAGAAGACUGGGAGGAGUCGGACCAGAGAACUGUUGUGGUGGUGGAGUGUCAGGAAUGGAUCUGUUCAACAGCUCCUGGAGAUCCUGUACCAGCUUGAGCUUUACAGACCAGCCAAGCUGCUAUUGGCAGAUGGGGUAAAAAGAAGUCCAGUGUCAGAGUUCAGUGUGUGUUCAGACACAAAACUGCCAAGUCAAGAAAAAUGUGUUUGCUCCCUACCUGGUCCACCCCCCACUCCUGCUCACCUCAUUUCAGCAACACAAAGUGGUCAUGUGACUUGUGGGAUGAGAGACCAACAGGAAGGCACUUUAAUUCAACAAGAGACAGCCAGGGAGUGUUCUGGUCUAAACUGCUGGUCGUUUGAAGAUAUUAGGAAAGCCACCAACAACUUCAGUAGUGAUCAGAUAAUUGGCUCAGGAGUAUUUGGAGAUGUUUACAGAGGGGUUGGAGCUAAUAACCAAUAUGCCUUCAGGAAACUGCACGAGGCAAGUAUAAAGCAAUAUUGUGAGUAGAAGUUUCCAAAAAUAAUGAGCAACCUGUUACUUAAAUGAGCAGUUGUGGGGUUUUUUUUCUUUCUUUUUUCUUAAAGUUACUGCACUGUAAUGGUCCCUUGAAUGGUCAUUUUAAACAGUGUUUUGUGGCAAUAGGUUUCAAACCAAGCAUACACAAGACACUUUUUUUUUCUUUAAACAUUUUCAAGUCAUAUCUUUACUUUUCACAUUGAACAGACAUGGCAUGUCAGUGUACAUAUUGCACUUGAUUUCUCCUCCAGUGGAUGAUGAGUUACUAAUACUGACAUCAGGUUAAGACAUGUGCCUUCCUCCCAACUACAGAGCUGGCACUACAGUUGAACGGUGAGGUCACCGUUUUGCA